UGAGCCUUUCCCACGCCCUUUACAUUGCACCUGGAUUGGCUGCAUGAAUCGGUAGUGCUGUUUGCGGGAGCGAGUUGCGAGUGUCGUUCGUAGCAUGGCAGUGAGUGCAAAUGGUGGGUUCCAUCCCAUCAACUUGGAUGACUAUGAGGCGACGGCUAAGGAGAGGCUGACCACACAAGCGUGAGGGGACAGAAAGCGAACAAAGAUCUGCCUGCGCCAUUUGUGUGCAUGUGGAUGUGUCUGUGUCUGUGCGUACGCUGCAGUCAUGGCUACUUCUCGUCUGGUGCAAAUGACCAGUGGACGCUUCGCGAGAACCGCGAGGCGUUUAACCGCAUUCGGCUCCGGCCACGAGUCCUCAAUGACGUCAGCAAAGUCAACCUCAACACAUCCAUGUGUGCAACAACACACACGCACACUCAGCCACUGCGGAUCGGCAUCUGGUUGCUGUGUGGCUGUGUGUCUGUGUGUGCAGUCUGGGUCACACGAGCACGAUGCCCGUCCUGGUGGCGCCGACAGGUAUGCAGAAGCUGGCGCACCCCGAGGGCGAGACGGCCACUGCCCGGGCGGCCAGGGAGGUCGGUGUCCCCAUGACCCUCUCAACCAUGUCCACCACACCUCUCGAGGAGGUCGCAGAGAGUUCGGGCAAGGGACUCAGAUUCUUCCAGCUAUACGUCUUCCAGUAAGGCAACAGACAGACAAAUGGACCGAGUGAAUGAAAGUGAUGGACCUAUGCGCGCGCGAGUGUGUCUGUGUGUGUUCAGGCAGCGUGAGUUGACAGUGCAGCUGAUCAAGCGUGCCGAGGCCGCAGGGUACUCGGCCAUCGUCCUCACCGUGGACGUACCUGCAAUGGGUCGGCGGGAGGCGGACCUGCGGAACCACUUCACCCUGCCCCCCCACCUCACACUCGCCAACUUCGACGAGGAGACCCAUGGCGCCACGAGGUUGUGCGGGGCCAGAGAGGCCGCCAGGGACGGCAGUGGGGGCGACUUUGGCUUAGCCGACACCAAGUCGGCCCUCAGCGCCUAUGUCAACUCCAUGUACGACGGCUCCCUCACCUGGAAGACGUACGCACGCACACGCACUCCAGCCACGGACAAUGCACAGCAAUGGACACUAUGCAUGAUGUUUCAUGCCUGCCUGCCUGCCUGCCUGGCUGGCUGCCGAUAGGAUCGACUGGCUCAAGUCGAUAACGGCCCUGCCCGUCAUUGUCAAGGGCAUCAUGACGCCCGAAGACGCCCUUUUGGCGCGCGAGCACGGCGUGUCUGCCAUCUGGGUGUCCAACCACGGUGGCCGGCAGCUCGACGGCGUGGACGCCCCCAUCACGGUGCUGCCGUCCAUCAAGCAGGCCCUGGCUGAGAAGCCCGUCAUGGAGUCCCACUUCAGGAUGCCCACACGCAUGGCCAUCUGGGUUGACGGGGGAGUCAGAAGGUACGUACGGUGUGGCCGCACACACACGCCUACAUGAGCAGACAUCCUGGAUCUCUCUCGCUGUGUGUGUGUGUGUGAAGGGGUUCGGACAUCUUGAAGGCGCUUGCUUUGGGUGCUGACAUGGUGGCCGUCGGGCGGCCCGUGCUGUGGGGCCUGGCGUGUGGGGGGCAGCAGGGGGUAGUGGACGUCCUGUCCAUGAUCAGGGAGGAACUCACACUCGCCAUGAAACUCGCAGGGUCAGUGGGAGCGGGGGCAGCCAGCUUGCAAGAGAGACACGAGACACACACGCGGGACCGGAGGCAGAGCUGGCACGCUACGCUACGUCUGGGUGUGUGUGUAGGUGCAAUGACGUCAAGAAGGUGUCGCGGCAGCUCGUGAGGCUGGCGCAUGAGCCUGUGUGAUGGAUGAAUGGACGGAGGUGUGUUCAGCACACACUAUGCAUAGAGAGAGCCGUUUAUCUGUGUAGAGGGGGAAGUUGACCGCUGUGUCGUGUGUGUGGUUUGUUGGUGUGAGAGUCUCUCUGAGUGAGCGAAUCUGUGCUCAUAAGUUUUUGGGUACCUACCUACCUAGCUCAAUCGAUUCAAUCACGCCGUCUUUUCCAGUCCGUCCGUCCGUUGGGUUCGUUGGAUGUCCAUGUGUUUGUAUGUGUGGGGGCAUUCAGGCCACUCCCUGUCCGUCACAUGGUGGUGAAUCUGUGCGCCUGUGCCCGAGACAGACAAAUAAAUCGCACACGUCGCCUGCCCAUGAAUCAAUCGGCCUUCCCUCAAACUCUCCUCCUUUGGAUGUUGUAGUGCAAGGGCGCCCAACAACACGUUGCAGCCGUGUUGCUGGGCCAUCUUACACGACGAGAUCCAAAAGAGGGGAGUUUGAGGACAAUGUGCAAGAGAUCUGACUCCCUCCCUCAUGAGGGCUUCUCUACGUGUGUCUGACAUCUACGCGUGUAGAAGCUCUCACUUGACGAAUGGCUGACCCACGCAAGGCAUGAACCAAAC
Vitrella brassicaformis is the source of this 2420-nucleotide messenger RNA. The record is from the annotation of a GenBank genome assembly. NCBI's taxonomy places the organism in Eukaryota, Vitrellaceae.